UGCUCUCUGCUUCUGGAAGUGAAAGAAAGUUGAGUCUCCUCAGUCACCCGCCGGCGCCGCCUCCUCUCCUCUCUGCUCCGCUGCUGAGGACAGACUCACACAGCGGAAACUUCUGCAAGGGGACACGGGAAGGGCAUCAGAGAGGGGUCUAAACCUGCCAUUGCUGCUGACUGAGCCCCUUGGAAGAUCUGUCCAAGCCUUUUCUACUUCUAUGACGACUUCUCCAGGAUCCAUCACUUGCUCACCGAUUGACACACUGUAGUUGGCUGCUAUGUCUGUCUGAACUCUCAGCUCCUCCUGCAGCCAUGGCCCAACAGAUCGCUAAGCUGUCCCACUGCUAGGGCGACGGGGCAUCCGAGAGGGAAGGAGACAUGUUGGGACAGAGGCCCGGAAACCACUGCACUGAAUUCAGUUACUAUAGCAACUACUGUAGUAACCAUGGAAACGCUACGGAGGACUGGUCUGGUCUGCACUGUCAUAGUCAUCAUGGUUGCCACCGAGGUCGCAGGAGGUCACAGAGAUGAGUUUGCUCAAUCACAAGCUGCCUUCCUGUCCAGUCUAGGCCAGUAUGAGAUUGCCAUCCCAGUACGUGUAGGACCUAAUGGCGAGACGCUGGAUGCAGACACACCUCAAUACCACACCUCAAGAAGACGACGCAGCGCUGAAGACAGGCUGCCUGACUCUCUCUUCUACCAGCUGUCCACGUCACGUAACAACUUCCUGCUGAACCUGACACUGCAGGGAGGCCUGCUGUCCCGGCAGUUCAGGGUGGAAUACUGGAAGAGGGGUCGAUUAGCCUGGAGUCACCCUUAUUCUCCCCACUGCCACUAUAUAGGACACCUCCAAGACCAACCGCACUCCAGCAAAGUUGCCCUGAGCAACUGCAACGGCCUGCAGGGGGUGAUUGUUGCAGGGGGAGAGGAGUACCUGAUUGAACCCCUUGUCUCACCAGAUAACCAGACCAGGACGGAGAGGGGGGAGAGAGCAGAAGGGCGCCCCCAUGUGGUUUACAAGCGGUCAUCGCUCCGCCAUCAGUACAAAGGCCUAUCCUGUGGAGUCAUCGACGAAAAGCCGAUGAAGGGUGCAUCAUGGUGGCAGCGGACGCUGAAGACACCUCCUCAUCAUGUCGGCCGCGGCCAGCUACCUCUGAAGCGCUCAGUUAGCCGGGAGCGGUACGUAGAGACGCUGGUGGUAGCCGACAAAAUGAUGGUGGGUUACCAUGGUCGCAGGGACAUCGAGCAGUACAUCCUGGCCGUCAUGAAUAUUGUUGCCAAACUGUUCCAGGAUUCUAGCCUGGGGAAUGCAGUCAACAUUGUGGUGACACGGCUCAUCCUGCUCAUGGAGGACCAGCCAACACUAGAGAUCAACCACCAUGCAGGGAAGUCUUUAGACAGCUUCUGUAAGUGGCAGAAAACCAUCCAGCACCGGAGCAGCUAUGGGAACGCAAUACCAGACAAUGGGAUCGCUCACCACGACACUGCUGUGCUGAUCACAAGGUACGACAUCUGCAUCCAAAAAAACAAGCCCUGUGAAACCCUAGGUCUGGCUCCUGUAGGAGGGAUGUGUGAGCCAGAGAGGAGCUGCAGCAUCAAUGAGGACAUCGGUCUGGGAACAGCCUUUACUAUUGCCCAUGAGAUAGGACACACGUUUGGGAUGAACCACGAUGGUAUGGGGAACGCCUGUGGCCCCCGCAGCCAGGAGACUGCCAAGCUGAUGGCUGACCACAUUACCAUGAAGACAAACCCGUUCAUCUGGUCCGCCUGUAGCCGGGAUUACAUCACCAGCUUCCUGGACUCAGGUAUGGGCUCCUGUCUGAACAACGUGCCCCCCAAGCAGGAGUUUGUGUAUCCCACCACAGCCCCUGGUCAGGCCUAUGAUGCAGACGAGCAGUGCCGCUUCCAGUAUGGCGUCAGAUCUCGACAGUGUAAAUAUGCGGAAGUCUGCAGUGAACUUUGGUGCAUGAGUAAGAGCAACCGUUGCAUCACCAGUAGCAUUCCCGCUGCAGAGGGAACCAUCUGUCAGACCAACACCAUUGAGAAAGGCUGGUGCUACAAGAGGGUGUGUGUGGCGUAUGGGACUCGUCCAGAGGGCGUGGACGGAGGCUGGGGGUUGUGGUCACCCUGGGAGGAGUGCAGCAGGACGUGUGGAGGUGGAGUCUCCUCUUCUGUCAGACACUGUGACAGCCCCAGGCCAACCAUUGGUGGAAAGUAUUGUCUAGGGGAGAGAAAGCGCUUCAGGUCCUGCAAUAUCGAUGAAUGCCCUCCAGGCUCUCGGGAUUUCAGGGAGAUUCAGUGCUCUGACUUUGACAGCGUUCCUUUCCGGGGAAAAUUUUACACCUGGAAGCCUUACAGAGGGGGUGGGGUGAAGCCCUGUUCUCUUAACUGUCUGGCAGAAGGUUACAACUUCUACACAGAGCGUGCUCCAGCUGUGGUGGAUGGCACACCUUGCCGAGAUGACUCUCUGGAUGUGUGCGUAAAUGGAGAGUGUAAGCACGUAGGCUGUGAUCGCAUCCUCGGCUCAGACGUUCGCGAGGACCGCUGCCGGAUCUGUGGGGGAGACGGGAGCAGCUGCGUGUCUGUGGAGGGACUCUUCAACGACUCCCUGCCUGAAGGAGGUUAUGAAGAAGUGGUCAGAGUUCCCAAAGGAUCAGUGUUCAUCCACAUACAAGAGCUCAACAUCUCCCUCAACUACCUUGUGCUGAAGAGUAAAGGUGACCAGUAUUUUAUCAAUGGGAAGUUGACCAUUGACACGCCACGCAGGUUCGAUAUCGCCGGUACCAUCUUCCACUACAGGCGGCCCACUGACGGACCAGAAACUCUUGAAGCUCUGGGGCCAACAAACAUGACCCUUAUUGUCAUGGUGCUGGUGAGGGAGGAGAACCCAGGGAUCCACUAUCGUUUCAACCCCCCACUCACCAGGGAUCCACUGAGCGGCUUUGCCUGGCACUACACCUCCUGGUCACGCUGCUCAGCUCUCUGCGCUGGAGGUGCACAGAUCCAGCAGGUGGUGUGUAGGAAGCAGUCGGAUCAUUCAGUCGUCUACAACCACUUCUGUGACAAGAAGAGCAAACCAAAAGAGAAGAGGAGAUCCUGCAAUACUGAGCCGUGCUCCCCAACCUGGUGGACAGGAGAGUGGUCGGAGUGCAGUCGCAGCUGUAACGGUGGCCUGCGGACUCGGGAGGUUUUAUGUAAAAGGAGGAUCUCUGUGACAGAGGAGAAAGUCCUUGAUGACUCAGCCUGUUCUCCCCCACGCCCCUCACUCACUGAGCCCUGCAGCAACCACAGCUGCCCCCCUGAAUGGCUGGCCCUGGACUGGUCAGAGUGUACACCCAGUUGUGGUCCUGGCUACAGGCAUCGUGUGGUCUUGUGUAAGAGUGGGGAGAGCGGUGACACGCUGCCAGAGUCCAAGUGCCCCAAGCAUGGCCGGCCCACCUCCAGGGUGCGCUGUAACCUGCAGCGCUGCCCUCCCCCUCAGUGGGUGACGGGUCCCUGGGGGGAGUGUUCUGCCAAGUGUGGUCUGGGUCAGGAGAUGCGUUCAGUUCAGUGUCUGACCCACACUGGCCAGCCCUCUACUGAGUGUCUGGAUCAUCAGAGACCAGCAGCCAUGCAGCAGUGCAAGAGCAAAUGUGACCUCAGUCUGCCCAUCAGUACAGACAACCCUGAAGGCUAUACGUCAGAGGAUCUCUCAUUCCGUUUAAGUAGUAUAAAGGUUGAUAAAGAGUGUAAAGAUGUGAACACUGUGGCCUACUGCCCCCUGGUGCUCAGGUUCAAGUUCUGCAGCCGGCCAUACUUCAGACAAAUGUGCUGCAAGACCUGCCAGGGACACUGACACCAUGAAAACACGCAGCAUCCAUCUUUGGGUCCUGUACACACUCACACACAGUAAGCCUGAAAACCCUCCCACUGAGCCGCGGUAACAGCAGCCCUCACGCUACCUCUGACAGAGGAGUGUGAGAUCUAACCAGGAUGCUGUCAGACUGACACCUGGUUCCGUGACUGGUAAAGAGGGACCUUUUUCCAGCCAGAAUCGAGACCAGACCAGACGCCUCUCUGGGCUGAGCUGGGCCAAAACAGCCUGAGCUGAGAUUAUACAUUCCACUGGAGGGAGGGCUGCUGAAACCUGGAGAGGCAGAGAGAGGGAGAGAGUAACUUUCCUCCAUUGUCUUUUUAGGACGAACCCCCUCUCUCUCUGUCUCUCUUAACUAUCCCUCUGUUGUAAUAUUUUGGUGCUACUUAUAUUUCACUUUGGCCGCAGGACUGGUCGCAGUACUCUGAGUUUGUCUUUGCUUUAGUGGCCUUAAAUUUCUUAAACCUGUAUGUUAACAGGUGAUAUCUGUGUAGUUAUGAGUUAUAAAAAAAUCCACUUUGUAAAGAAAAUGAUUUUUCAGAUAUCUUUGCCCAUGAAAAGGAAUAUCUUAUAUUAUGAAAAGAAAGAUUUGUCUCUAUAUUAUCUGAUAGUUGUUACUUGACCGCGUUGUUGUUUUCUGCUAUUGCUUUGUUCCGUAUCAUCGUAUUCGCAGAGUCCUCGCUGUUAUUCAGCUGAAGUAUGAGCAGAAUUUGAUUUGCACAAAGUGUCAGCAGUCAGAGGACUUGUGUAUGUUAUGUUUGUUUUUGAUGUGAUUUGACUUGAUGUCUCCAUGGAAGCUAUAUUUGUCUUACUGCAGUGAUCCUGCCUUAGUCUUGCCAUUUGGGUUAGUUUGCUUACAUGUUAUCACCUCUGCAGUAAACCAGCACUUCACGCCGCACACUGACUUCAGUAAGGUGAGCAGAGCCCGUGCUCACUUCACUCAAAGACAUUUUCACAUAACAGGAUGUUAAAUUGUGCUGUGGCUCCGGACUGUAGUGUAAAGUCUUCAAAAAGUCAGCACGGGCCUUGCUGUUGAUUUUUUUUUUUUUUUUGGAGGGGGUUUUAUUUUUGCCACAUGUUACCACUCACUCGCCAGUGCUAGUAACUUUUACUGUGAGUGGAAAUUCAGAGCACAGUGAGACGCAGUGAGUGAGCUCCGCCAGCAGGAACAGGCCCAGUGUGGAGGAGUGAAGACCUGUGACCGUGCUGCUUUUCAAAAGAGCGUUUUAUAGCCAGAGUGCUAAUCUGAGGAUGGAUUUACACACACAUAUAAAAUAUCUGAUUUCUUUGUGGCACAGAUCUGGUGCAUUCAUGGCUGUCUGAAACCAUCGUUCAGAUGUCUGAAACCAUUGUUCAGACUGCUCUGAGUAGAUUUCUGCCACACAGUCUUCUAAGUUAGAGCUGCAACAUUAAAACCACCUGCACACAGGACAUCUGAGGGUGUCCUGUGGUGUCUGGGUCCAGGGAGUUGUGGGGUGGGGCCUCUGUGGAUCAGACUUGUUCCAGUGCAUCCUGCAGAUGCUGGAUCAGAUCGGGAUGCAGGGAGUUUGGAGGCUGGGUCAACACCUUGGGUUCUUUGUCGUGUUCCUUGAGACAUUUCUGAGCAGGUUUUGUGGUGUGGUGGGAGAUUCCAUUAGGGAUUGCUGUUGCCAUGUGGGUGUGCUUGGUCUGCAUCAAUAUUUAGGUGGGUGGUAUGUGUCAAAGUAACAUUCAGAUGUUUGUCAGGACUCAACGUUUCCCAGCAGAACAUUGUAUUAAACGAGAUAAUCAAUGAUAUUCACUUCUGUCAGUGGUUUUCAUGUUGUGGCUGAUCAGUGUAUCUCGUUAAAGUUAAACCUAAAAAAACUGAUCUAUUUGUCUCUCAGGUGUUUGGGAACAAAUUGAUAGGGUAAUGUUUGAGUCCACCUCCAGUAUUCACUCACUUUUAGCUCCUUAGGGGAAUAUCUGGCUCCUCAGUCGCUAAAUGCUCCACUAUGUUACAAGCUAGUCGCUAACUGUGUCUAUCUGCUGUUUUGUGCUGAGCAGGUAGCGUAAAGUGGAUUUUUAGAGCAUUUUCUCUGAGAAUACCUGAGAGUGGUGAGAGUGAACCAGACAGUGAAGCUGUGGGCUGGACAGCUGAACAAUGAGCUGAAACUCAGCUCUGUAAAUCAGAGCAGAGCUGAACAUUUAGGUUCCCUGUUGGUCGUGACCCCUGUCGUAUUAUCACAUAGUUCUCACAUUGUCAUUUGAUAUAUUAGUAGUGCACAGCUGUUUGGGGCAGAUGUUCUUCCUCAGUUUACAAACAGGCUUUUUCUGUGUGAAUCCAACUCUGCUUUUUUUCCUUUUGAAGACAGUGAUGUCAUUAUGUGACUAAAAAUGUCACUAUUUGCCUGCUCUCGUGCAGGAAGGAUGUCACCUGACCCAAAGUUGUGAAGUAACAAUUUCAUUGAAGAGUUUUAUUCACACAUUUUUAGAGAUGCAGUUUCAGCUGUUUCUCCAUCCUGCAGACGAUAUCUUUAGAAGUGCUGCCUCAGUCUCAGAUUAGUCAUCAGGUCUGACAGCAUCACUGCAAUAUCCACUGUGCUCUGAAGUCCGCUGUGGCCGGACUCUUCACAAACGUUCACACUGAUCACCGCUGAAAGCAGCUCCACUAAAUGUCACAUGAAUUCAUUGUCAAGAGAGGAAGCUACAGCGUGUCUUUUUGGGGAUUAGCUGCAAUGUUGUUCCUGGUUUUUUCUUGUGGUGCUUUGGUUUGGAUUGGUGCUAUUAGUUCACUGUUGUUGUCUUUGUUUCUGAGUUUUAACAGUUGAAUUGUUUAGAAGUCAGUUUGAGCCUUUUGUAAUGAUACCAAUCUGCAGAGCUGACCUGAGAUGUUAAGACUGCAGCUGCUUCGGGACCCCUCACCCACCAGGGGCCCUCUUUGGGUUUGUCUGCUCAUUUUUUUCAUAAUUUACACUCCCUGACUCAAUUAAAGUGGCUGAAAGUGCUCCUCAAUAAAGCCCACAAAACAGAUUUUGGGAUUAUGAUAUGACAAAUACUUUAUCAUACAAAAGAAUUUCCAAGUUAAGUUAGAAAAACUGUGGGGGCACUAAACCAAAUUUGUGGUUAUCAGAUCAUGUCUAGCUUGGGCCAUCUCUGCUAAUUCAUCCAUGUGGUGCGUAUAAACAAACAUUUUAUGUGUAAUUUAGUACAGUUAAGUCAUAUACAGUCAGAGUGUACAGCCUCCCUGCAAUUAUUCAGGACAGAAAAGGUGGAAAAUACUAUUUAUAACAUUUUCAGUUGCACAUACUGUCGGACAUUCAACGUUUCAGAAGCUGUUUCAAAGAAUAAUUGCCGGAAAUUGUCCUGUUUCAGUGUCUGAAAGGCAUUUUAUUUUCUCUGUGUCUACCUGGGCCUAUAAUAAAGGUUCACACUGAGUAGUGAACCUGUUUUUGUUUGAGUAAAUAAGAGGGACAGUACCGGUAACUUUUGUUUGUUUUUCACAUGCUAAUUGUAACAUGACAUGUACUGUAUGUUGUUCAAUACUAUAGAAGAUGAAUCCACUUGUCCCCCAUGUAUGUCUUUUUAAAAGGAAAUAUUAAAUUGAUUAAACAUGGUGCAUUGUUGAUUUUAAGAAAUGGGGCUUGGUCAUUUGAA
This is a messenger RNA of Lates calcarifer (barramundi perch), 7461 nucleotides long. RefSeq names its product ADAM metallopeptidase with thrombospondin type 1 motif, 10 (gene adamts10). The transcript is spliced from 27 exons. Gene Ontology annotation, cellular component: extracellular matrix. Gene Ontology annotation, molecular function: metalloendopeptidase activity. Lineage: Eukaryota; Metazoa; Chordata; Actinopteri; Centropomidae. Gene Ontology annotation, biological process: proteolysis; extracellular matrix organization. The record is from RefSeq and is a predicted model, not a curated record. Bases 439 to 3828 code for a protein of 1129 amino acids.